AUGUUAAAUAAAAAAGUGAAUUCGUUCCAACAAGUCGGCCGUAACCUAAUAAUUCCUGGAGGCACCCGCAUUAUCGAUGCGACUGGAAAGCUGGUGAUGCCGGGGGGUAUCGACCCCCACACUCAUUUGGAACUGGAGAUGAUGGGAGCCAAGACUGCUGAUGACUUCUACAAGGGUACUAAGGCUGCGGUAGCUGGUGGCACUACUACCAUCAUUGAUUUCGUGCUUCCAAAUAAGGGUCAGUCCUUAUUAGAAGCAUAUUCCAAUUGGAGACAAAAGGCUGACAAUAAAGUAUGUUGCGACUACGCACUCCACGUAGGGGUGACUUGGUGGUCACCAUCAGUCAAGAAAGAGAUGGAACAGCUGGUGGCUGAACACGGAGUGAACUCCUUCAAGAUGUUCAUGGCAUAUAAGGACGCUUGGAUGCUGGAGGACUACGAUCUGAUGGUUGCCAUGGAAACCUGUGCUGAGCUGAGGGCGUUGGCUCAGGUGCACGCGGAAAAUGGCAACAUUAUAGCUCGUAACACCGAGAAGCUCCUCGAGGCUGGAGUGACAGGACCCGAGGGUCACCAGCUCUCGCGUGAUGAGGAAGUGGAAGCCGAAGCCGUCAACAGGGCUUGUGUGAUCGCCAACCAGGCAAAUUCUCCCCUAUACAUUGUUCACAUGAUGUCCAAGAGCGCCGUAAAGGCUCUACGGAUCGCGCGUACGCGUCAACGACCACCAGUGUACGGUGAAACCUUGGCCGCUACAGUUGGUACUGACGGUACCCAUUACAAGAACGCUUGCUUCCGUCACGCGGCCGCUCACGUCUUAUCUCCACCUCUGAGACCUGAUCCUUCCACUCCCGAAGCCAUCGUACAGGCGCUUGCUGAUGACGACCUCCAACUAAUCGGCAGUGAUAACUGCACUUUCAAUGAGAAGGAGAAAGAGUUGGGCAAAGGCAAUUUCACCAAAAUCCCAAAUGGUGUGAAUGGUGUUGAAGAUCGAAUGGCCAUUUUGUGGCAGAAGGCUGUUAACACAGGUAUAAUGGACCCGUGCCGGUUCGUGGCGGUGACGAGCACAACCGCUGCUCGCAUCUUCAACCUGUGGCCCCAAAAGGGUCGUAUUGCGGUGAACAGUGAUGCGGAUGUAGUGGUUUGGGACCCGAGAUUGGAGAGAACCAUUUCUGCCGCUACGCACCAUCAUGCUGUUGAUUUUAAUAUAUUUGAGGGUCAACACGUAGUGGGCAGUCCUCAGUACGUGAUAGUGAACGGACGAGUGUGCUUGGACGACGGGAACCUCAGAGUUGUUGAAGGUGAGAUAGUCAACAAUUCAAAUUGGGGCAUGGGGGAGACAUUUUCAUUUAUGAUCCUGGUGCAAUCAUUGCUUUACCAGGUCUCAUCUAAGACCUUCGGUACACGGCUUUGGCCACAAGAAUUAAGAAUAUGUGAAUAUGUAAGAUGUGUUUAG
Molecule: messenger RNA, 1449 nt
Organism: Pieris macdunnoughi
Lineage: Eukaryota; Metazoa; Arthropoda; Insecta; Lepidoptera; Pieridae
Source: the annotation of a GenBank genome assembly